AUCAUUCUGGCUGCCAUGGAUGAUGCUGAAGAUUCCGCCGACGCCAGCGAAGCUAGCCCUUCUACCGCUGUCACUGAAGCUGAAGCUGCCAACUCCGUGCACCCUCGCGCGAGGAAACGAAAACGCUAUCUGGAGCCGGGGCAACUUUGUGUAGUUCCGCGAACCACGCUGCGAUAUCAAGACAUAAAUCUGAAGCAGCGUGCAAGCGGAACAAACACCGUCAGUGACUUGCUGCGGACCUCGAGCAACAAGUGCUGCGACCCACAGCACGGAUCGCAUAUAGCUGCCGCCACAUCUCGCGACGAGACGGAAAAUGAUACCGCAGUGUGCAACUCUUCGGGAGACUCGCAAAGUGAGACUGCUCUUUUUGGCAGUGAAUCAGAAAAUAGCAGUGACAGCAGAAUACGUCACGACCCCAGCAGCGACGCGCAUGCUUUCGAAACUAGUGGUGAAUGCAAUGACGACGCUGAUGCUGAAAGCGCGCAACAAGGUGACGCAGAAGAAUUCUGCAAUAUGUUUUCUGAUGAACGCCUCCCAAACGUCGAUUUGACUGUCAGAGACGCCAUGCUCAUUUUAAUGGCCUAUUCUGCAUCCGUCGGCCUGAACUGGGUGCAUAUGGAAAAGUUAGUUUCAGUAAUUAAUCUUUUUUUGGGCAAGUCUGUGCUGCCCACGUCGCAGUAUCUUAUCCGUAAGGUAUGGAAGAAGUGGAAAGAAGACAUGCUCACAGACCACUUCUACUGUGAGCAUUGUGGGAAAAUUGUCCCUAAUGAAGAAGGUGCAAAAGAGUACAGCUGCCCAUCUUGCAAUGCUAACAGUUCAAGCAAUGUGUUCACGACUGUGAGCAUAAAAAAACAGAUAGAGGUGCACCUCUCCGACCCAAAGGUGGCAAAUGCCCUUCUAAACUCAUUGAAGAAGGUGCAGGCAGACAGUGCCUCCCAGAGCAGCAAUGUCCCAUUGAGGGACGUCAGUGAUGGAAGGCUUUACAAGCACCUGAGGAAGGACGCAUCUUGGUGGGACCUCUCCCUUACUUUUAACACCGAUGGUGCCAGAGUAUUCAAGAGCAGCAAAUGCACACUGUGGCCUAUACAGGCAGUUAUAAAUGAACUUCCUGUCGCAGUGCGGUGGAGCCAUGUCUUACUCUGUGGACUUUAUUUCGGAAAGGGCCACCCGAAAAUGCAGCCAUUUCUUCAAGUAUUUGCCGACGCCAUCAAUGAGCCAGUAACGGUAAACUGGGAAUGUGAUGGAAAAGUUUUCAAGUCCAGAAUACGGGCAAUCUGCUGUUGUGUUGACGCUCCUGCAAGGGCUGCUGUGCUCAACAUGAAGCAGUUCAAUGGGUACUACGGAUGCAGCUACUGCCACCAUAAGGGUGCCCUUGUUGGUCGCACUGUGAAGUACCCAGUCAGUGGAGCACUGCCAACAGCACGGACAGACAGCACCGUAAGAAAGGACAUGCAGCUUGCAGCAUCAACUGGAGGGCUGUCUCACGGAUUCAAAGGGUACUCUCCUCUUGCCCGCCUGCAUAACUUUGACCUUGUCUGGAGUGUUUCUCCUGACUAUAUGCACUGCGUCCUGGAAGGAGUUUGUAAGCAGCUGGCCGAGGCCUGGUUUGGAGCACCAAGAUCUGCUGCAUAUAUUGGUGAGCCCUCUACUGUGCGACAGGUGAACUUCAGGCUUCUUGGCAUGACACCACCACAGUGGGUAACAAGACUACCACGUGCUAUUGAGGAGAGAGCACUUUGGAAAGCUAGCGAGUGGAAGUGGUGGCUUCUCUUCUACGCUGUGCCAUGCCUGGAUGGCAUUUUGCCUGAUACGUAUCAUGAGCAUCUGUCUUUACUUGUGUCUUCUGUUUAUCUUCUACUGAAGGAUGCUGUUGUCAAGGAAGAUGUCUGCAAAGCUAUGGACGGCAUUUCAAGCUUUGUUAUCCGCGCUCAGGAGCUCUACAGUGAAGCAGCAAUGACGUUUAACGUACAUCAAUUGCUGCACCUUCCAAAUAGCGUUUUGGAGCUGGGUCCCUUGUGGUCACACUCAACAUUCAUUUUUGAGUCGGGCAAUGGGUUUUUACUGCGACUCAUAUCUGAUGCAAAUGGUGUCCCUAAGCAAGUUCUUGAGCGCUUUGUAAUGAAAGCUCAAAUUGCAAAGCUUGCAAAUACACUUCAACUUAGUGAAUGUGCAAAAGUGCUGUGCAAAGAGUUGAUGCCACCACCUGCAGCUGCUGAUGAUAACAUGGGACCCAGGCUGCUUGGAAAGGGAAUAGUGUUGGAAACACUUGAACAGGACGAACAGGUAGCUUGUAUUCAACGACUUGGCUAUGUACCCAAUUCAGUGACAAGCUACCAACGUGCGGAGGUCCACAGCCAGCGCAUUCAUGCUACAAAUUACAGGCGUGCCAAAAAGACUAGCAACUGUGUCUUCAGCAGCAUAGACGGACAACAUUAUGCCUUGGUAAAAGCCUUACAGCUGUUGGACGGCACUUGUGUUUUGAUAUGCACACGCAUGGACUGUCAAAUGUAUAAAAAUUUGCCUCACAUGUAUGUGUGUAAACAAGCAGCUCAAAAGGUAGUGCUUUUUCCACAUGAAGUUAACAGAGUUUCUGUUUUAUUGACAGUUGGCAGUCAGCAGUUUGUGGCGGAUAUGCCGAAUAUGUGGGAACGGGAUUGAAGAGAAGUGUUUUGUAAAGGGUUGGUCUAGUAGCAAACUAAGGAAAUGCUUUCAUUUAUUUCUGUAGUGCUUUUACAAUUCACAUGU
This is a messenger RNA of Rhipicephalus sanguineus (brown dog tick), 2745 nucleotides long. RefSeq lists its product as uncharacterized. Lineage: Eukaryota; Metazoa; Arthropoda; Arachnida; Ixodida; Ixodidae. Bases 16 to 2658 code for a protein of 880 amino acids. The transcript is spliced from 2 exons. The record is from RefSeq and is a predicted model, not a curated record.